Molecule: messenger RNA, 3240 nt
Organism: Pipistrellus nathusii (Nathusius's pipistrelle)
Lineage: Eukaryota; Metazoa; Chordata; Mammalia; Chiroptera; Vespertilionidae
Source: the annotation of a GenBank genome assembly
AUGCGCUCCGACGGCGCGGCCCCCGGGCCGGUGGCGCCGCUGUGCGGGCUGAGCCUGGUGCUGGGCGCGCUGCUGGGCGGAGGGAUCGAGGGCCGCGGGGCCCCGGACGCCGGCCCCGGGGUCUCCUCGCCGCUGCCCUACCUGCCCGUGAGCCUCCGCGUCCUCGGGGCGGACGCCGCCUUCCUCUUGAGGGGGGCGCCCCCGGACCCCGCGCCCAACGCCAGCCUGCAGGCCCGCGUGGAGUCCUUCUUCGCCUACCGCGCUCCGCGGCCCCCGCUCCUGCUCGCCAGCCUCGGGCCCUUCUCCGCGGAGCGGGCGCUGCCUCUGGGCCCGGCCUCCGCCUCCGCCUCCGCCUCCGCCUCGACCUUGACCCCUGGAGGCCCCAGCGGGACGGCCCCGCUGGGCUGGCGGCUGCGCGCCCACGUCCUGCAGGACAAGGUCUACCCGGGCCGGCCGGUGGCGCAGGUCCUGUUCCAGGUGCUGGGCCGGGACUGGGCGGAGCCGGAGCCCUCGGACCCGGAGCCGCUGCCCUGCCUGCGGGCCUUCGCCUUCCGGGAGGCGCGCGAGGUGCGGGCCGGCUGCCGGCCGCGGGGCGCGCUGGCGCUGUGCGUGGCGGAGCUGCGGCUGCCGCCCGGCUGGUUCGGGGCCCCGGCCGCGGGGACCGGGAGGCGGCGGCCGGCGGGCCCGGAGGAGGGCAGCCCCGUGGAGCUGUACUACACGGUGCACGCGGCGGGCGCCGGGCCCGAGGGCUGCGCCGGCGGCGGCGGCGGCCUCAGGACGGGCAACGCCAUCCGCGCCGGGAGGGACGGCCGGGGGGGCGGCCCGGAGGACGCGGCGCCCCCGCUGCGGAGGGCCGGCACCGUCCGCCUCCUCCGCGCCCAGGACCGCGGCGACCGGCUCCGCGAGCUGCGCCUGGACGGCCACGUGGCCGUGUGGCUGCCCGCCCGGCCGGCCAAGCCCGGGGACGUGGUCACCGCCUCCGUCACCGUGGCCGGCAACUCCACCGUGGACCGCUUCUCCCUGAGAGCCAGGGUGAAGAAGGGGGUGACCGUGCGGGGCGCGCGUCCCAGCGAGCCCGGCCAGUGGGCGGUGCGGCAGGAGCGGGCGGCCGGGGGCAAGCUCAGCACCGGCGCCAGCACCGUGGUCUGCCAGCGCCUGGCGCCCGGCAACAGGAGCAGCAGCACCGCGUUCCACGAGGUGGCGCAGCUGAGCCUGGAGGUGGCCGGCGGCCUGUCGGGCUCGCAGCCCGUGGUCUGGCAGCUGGAGUACCCGGGUGUGGGCGCCGUGGGCAGCGCCCUGUCCCAGAUCUUCGUCAGCCCGCGGGACCUGGCGGGCAUCGUGCCGCUGGCCACGGUGUCCGACCGCUGCGACCAGGUCUUCGUGAACGGGAGGGAGGUGAAGGGGCAGGUGGACGCCGUGGUGACCUUCGCCUACCAGCACCUGAGCGCGCCCCUGCACCUCACCGUGUGGGCGCCCCGCCUGCCGCUGCACAUCGAGGUCUCGGACCCCGAGCUCAACCAGAUCAAGGGCUGGCGGGUGCCCGUCGCGGACAGUAAGAGGCCCACGCCCGCCCGGGAGGAGCGGGGGGAGGAGGACGAGGAUGCGCCGCGGGGGCGGGGCUGCGCCCUGCAGUACCAGCGCGCCUCCGUGCGUGUGCUCACCCGCUUCCUGGCGGAGGCCGCGGGGCCCUGGGCCCAGCCCCGCCUGCUGCUCGGCCCCGACUGGCAGGUGGACGUCACCCCCCUGGUGGCCGCCUCCAUGAAGCUGGAGGCGCCGCGCGUGGCCUCGCUGCUGGACGGCCGGGUGCUGGUCGGGCGGGAGCCCGGGAUGACCGCCAUCCAGGUACUGUCCCCUCUGUCCGACUCCAUCCUGGGCGAGAAGACGGUGACCGUGUCCGAGGACAGAGUGUCGCUGACGGACCUGGCCGUCCAGCUGGUGGCCGGGCUGUCGGUCAGCCUGCACCCCAGCCCGGAGAACCCCCAGGUGGUCACCGCCGUGGCCCAGGCAGACGAGCUGCUGCGGGCCCCCAAGCAGGAAGCCGUGGUCAGCACGUGGCUGCGGUUCAGCGACGGCUCGGUGGCGCCGCUGGACGUGUACGACCGCCGGGACUUCGCUCUGAGCGUCUCCUCCCUGGACGAGGCCGUGGUGUCCGCGGCCCCGGCCCGCGCCCCGGGGUGGCCGGCGGUGGCGGCCGCGGGGGAGGGCCAGGGCCCGCUGGUGCGCGUGGACCUCAGCAUCGCGGGCCCCUGCCAGAAGGCCCGGCGCCGCAGCGUCCUGGCCAGCGGCGUGGGCGGCGUCAGGGUCCGGUUCGGUCCGAAGGACGCGGAGGGCGAGACCGGGAACCGCGCCGGCGGCCGGCGGCCCCAGGGCGCGGAGGCGGCGGAGCGCGGGGGCCCGGAGGCCCCAGAGGAGGGCGCGGCGCGCCGGGGCGGCCCCACGGCCGGGCCGCGGCUGGACCCCCAGGCGGCGAGGGGCAGCCGGACGGACGGGGCGCGGCCGCCCGCCGCGGGGCAGGCGCACCGCAUCCCGCUGGACCUGAGCCGCUUCCCCGCGCAGGAGGCACCCGGGGCGGCCGGGGCGGGGGCGGCGGGCGGCGGCCCGGCCCCCGGGGGCCCCCGCGGCCUCAGCGACCUGGAGAUCGGCAUGUACGCGCUGCUGGCCGCCUUCUGCCUGGCCAUCCUGGUCUUCCUGGCCAACUGCGCCGCCUUCGCGCUCCGGUUCCGGCGGCGCAAGCAGCUGCCCCCCGAGGGCGCCACCUCCUCCGGGGGGGCCGCCGGGGGCACCCACUCCCACGACUGGGUGCGGCUGGGCCACGCGGCGGAGCUGCUGGACGGCGCGGGCCGGGGGUCCCCACCUCUGCCCCUGCCACCAACUCCGCCCUCACCGGCCCCCCAGGGGCGCACCGCCACCCUGGACCUCGGGCCCGCGCGCGGCGAGGACCCCAGCCGCCUCCUGCGGACCGGGGGCGGCUCCCCGAGGCGGGCCCAGGGCCAGGCGCCCCGCGCCGCUGCCCCCCCGGGGGGCAGGCCGGGCCCGAACCCCCGGCCUGAGCCCCCGCCCUCGCCCAGCUCCGGGAGGAGGAAGGUCCAGUUCGCCAGCUUCCCCGGCGUCUCCCCCGAGACCGCCUCCCCCUCCGCCCCCAGCGGCGCCGAGGACGCCCCGUGGGUGUGCCCGGACCGGGGCCUGGGCGCCCCCCGCGAGCUGAGGACCCACCUGGACCCGUUCCGGGACGCCGUGUAG